This is a messenger RNA of Salvia hispanica, 2363 nucleotides long. Its product is annotated as wall-associated receptor kinase 2-like. The record is from RefSeq and is a predicted model, not a curated record. Gene Ontology annotation, biological process: protein phosphorylation; cell surface receptor signaling pathway. Gene Ontology annotation, cellular component: plasma membrane. NCBI's taxonomy places the organism in Eukaryota, Viridiplantae, Streptophyta, Magnoliopsida, Lamiales, Lamiaceae. Gene Ontology annotation, molecular function: polysaccharide binding; ATP binding; calcium ion binding.
AUGGUGUUUGAGAAACUCAUCUCCAUCUUCAUCCUCAUAUUGGUCUUCUUCUCUUCACCAACACUAGUAUUUUCAUCAUCUCAUUACAAUUUCCCAAUAGCUAAGCCUAAUAAUCCCAACUGCAACGAUACAUGCGGCGACAUACAAAUCCCCUUCCCUUUCGGCACCACACCCGAAUGCUCCUUCGCAAGACAAUUCCGUCUCACUUGCAACCGCACAGCUUCCGAUCCUCCGAAGCUGUUAUGGUGGAACACGAAUUUCGAAAUCACAGACAUAUCCCUCGACGGCCAGUUCACGCUCAUGAAGACCAUAGCGCACGACUGUUAUCAUAGCAACGGAGUCCAGUCCUCCAAUUUCAGUAAUAACGGGAUUCGGCUUCGUCCCCACUUCACGCUCAAUAAUACCGCGAAUAAGUUCACUGUCUUGGGGUGUUCUGCCAUCGCUGCUUUUACGGGGAUUAGUCUCAACCAGACCUUUAUUACGGCCGGUGCCGCCAUGUGCAGUUCGCAGGCUGAUUUGAGUGAAGGGACGUGUAACGGUGCGGGCUGUUUCCAGACUGACAUCCCCACCGAUGUGUCGGAGUAUUAUGUUGUAAUCCAGAGUCUUAGUAAUUAUACUAAUACUUAUAGCUUUAGUAACUGCACUUAUGCGUUUGCUGUUGAGAGGUCUGCAUUCCGAUUUUCCAAGGAUAAUCUAACAAACUUGUUGCCCCGUCAAAGACUUCCUGUGGUGGUUGAUUGGGUCAUCGGGAAUGGCACGUGCCAAGAGGCUCGGAGAAAUGCCACUAGUUAUGCUUGCGUCAAUGCAAACACAACCUGCUACGACCCCACAAAUGGCUAUGGCUACCGUUGUCGUUGCGAGGAUGGGUUCGAAGGAAACCCAUAUCUACCUCAAGGGUGUAUAGAUAUUAAUGAAUGCUUAAAUGAUAAUUUACAUGAUUGCAACACGAAAGCAUCCUGCACCAAUAACAUAGGCAAUUACACAUGUACUUGUCCCGAAAAUUACGAAGGAGAUGGAAAGGGUGAAGAUGGAUGUAAGUGGAAGUCGCCCAAAGAUAUGAAGAUUACUUAUGUCUUAAUUGGAGUUGGCUCCGGGGUCAUUUGUCUACUACUUAGCACCAUCCUCUUUUACUUAGAGCACAAGAGAAGAUCACAUAAUAAGAUGAAGCGGAAAUUCUUUCACCAAAACGGUGGGUAUAUAUUACAAGAGAAGCUCGCUAAGAGAGAAGCGUCACCAGAUAUGGUCAUCAUUUUCAGCUCAUUCGAGCUAGAAAAGGCCACCAAUAACUUCCACAACAACAUGAUCAUUGGCCGAGGCGGCUUUGGCACCGUGUACAAAGGCGUUCUAGUAGACAGAAGAACAGUUGCGAUCAAGAGGUCUAUAAGAGUUGAUCCCACACAAAUCGAACAGUUCAUCAACGAGGUAGUUAUUCUAUCUCAAAUUAACCACAGGAAUGUAGUAAGGCUUCUUGGUUGUUGCCUAGAAACAGAUGUUCCGCUUUUGGUCUACGAGUUCAUUCCCAAUGGCACCCUUUCUUUGCACUUGCACAAUGAGGCUAAGGCACGUGCCCUUGAUUGGAGCAUGCGUCUGAAGAUCGCGGCAGAAACUGCUGGGGUGCUCUCGUAUCUUCACUCUUCAACUUCUACUCCCAUCAUACACAGGGAUGUCAAGUCGGACAAUAUCCUCUUGGACCACAAUUUGACAGUUAAGGUGUCAGAUUUCGGAGCUUCAAAGCUUGUUCCAGUUGAUCUCGCCCAGCUAUCCACAGUGGUGCUGGGAACUUUGGGAUACCUUGAUCCUGAGUACAUGCAGACGAACCAGUUGACAGAGAAGAGCGAUGUUUACAGCUUUGGAGUUGUUCUGCUGGAGCUAGUCACGGGGCGUAAAGCAUUGUGCUUUGAUAGGCCCAUAGAGGAGAAGAGUUUAUCUAACUAUUUCCUUUAUGUACUCAAGGAGGAUUUGUUGGUAAAAAUUAUUGAUGAAAAAAUUGUAAGUUUGGGAAAUAUGGAGCAAAUAAAUGCGGUUUGUAAACUAGCGAAAGAGUGCUUAAAUGUGAAGGGGGAAGAUAGACCUAGUAUGAAGGAGGUGGCAAUGGAGCUAGAAGGGCUGAUACUGCGAGAGAAGCACUCGUGGGCCACAAAUGUUGACAACGAAGAAGAGAUGAAAUCUUUGAUUCCGAAUGAUCAUAUUGUUAACCAAUCAAUGGAGGAAGAUGAUAUUUUACUUUGAGCAUUUAUAUAUGUGUUUUGAUAUUCAUGUUGAUUGUGGUGAUCAAAUUGGUCUUUCGAUUUUAUGCAAUGAUCUUGUGUAAUUUUGUAUCAAAAUGUUUGUUUGAAUUAGUUGAUAUGUGGUUGUUUCCGUCA